Molecule: messenger RNA, 3193 nt
Organism: Erythranthe guttata (spotted monkey flower)
Lineage: Eukaryota; Viridiplantae; Streptophyta; Magnoliopsida; Lamiales; Phrymaceae
Product: pentatricopeptide repeat-containing protein At1g18900
Molecular function (GO): protein binding
Source: RefSeq, a predicted model, not a curated record
CACAACACACACACACACACACACACACACACACACACACACACACCAAGUUGCUUGGAAGAAAAACUCUAUUAGGUCGAUUACAGAAAAACACAACAGCCGCCUCCUUUAACCUUUCCUCUGUUCCAUAGUUUUUUCUUUUUCUUUUUUUUUUUCUUUUUUUUUUUAAUUUAAUAUUUUUAUUCUGUUUGUGUAAUUUCAUCAAGAAACACUUUGUUUGAUUCUUCCGGGGUCUCCGUGAACACCAUUUAUAGGUUGCAUACACAAUUACCGGCAGCCCCAAAUAUUCACUACUGAUGGCACUAAUUAGAGCUUCAAAUUUUCAUAAUUUAUCUUUUGCAGAUUACGGCAUUCAUCUUUUCUGCCGUUUCUUGGUAUAGAUGAUUCAGUUGUGGCACUAUUAGGCUGCUCUUCUCAUUAGUGCUUCUGAAAAAAAAUGUUACGAGCAAAGAAUCUCGGUACAUUAUCUCAGUCAGCAAGGUCGUUCUUCCUAAGUGGAUCGAGAUGCAGUGCAGCAGACGGAAGUUCGUGCACAUGCUGCGAUGACGAGACUUGUGCUUCUAGAAGACCUCUCGGAGCAAACGUGAAGCACUUGCAAUCGUCGUCCAAAUUAUUGUCGAAGGCUUCUGUCGGAGUCGCUUCACUUACCUCAGUCGAUUCGAUAAAAGAAGCGAAUUCCAAGAAACCCGAAAAUGCCCCUCAGCCACAAGUAGUGCCUACACCCCGUGUACUGAACAGAGCGAACUUUGUUAGUUACGAAGACGACUUCGAUGAAAAGGACAACGUAGUUUAUUCUUCGCCUCCUAUAGCAGACCAUUUCGUUAAGGCGGGUAUGGCUGCAGUAGGUCUUUUGUCCGAUUUAGUGAACUACAGAAUCCCGAUGACAGAUGGCAGCGCGAUGCACAACACGUCUGCGCCUAAUUCUAUGGUCGAUCGUACGAAGACGAUUUCUAAUGUCAGACCUGCAAAUGUUAAGACAUCAAGAAAGGACAAAGCGUACGUAAAACCAUCUUCCGAACCAGUGUCUAGCUACGACACAAAGAGUAGAGCCGAUAGUUCGGGUUUCGGAAAGGGUUUUGUAGCAGCAAAUGAAUCAGAUAAUGCGUCCGAAUUUUUCGUGGAAACCCGCGAGAGGAAAAGGCCGGUUGCUCAAAAAUCGAGAGCUUAUUCGAACAAAUUCGUAGAAGGGAAGUUAGGCGGCAACAAAUCGGAAGUUUUCGCUAAGGAUAUUCGACACACGAAAGUAGUUAUUACUAGACCAGCUCAAGCUAGGCCUUUUUCAACUUCUAGCCCGAUAGUUGAAAGUGUUUCUCGAAUCUUGCACCACCUCCAGUGGGGCCCACCGACAGAGGAAGCUCUUUGUAAGCUCAACUGCACUUUAGACGCGUACCAAGCGAACCAAAUCCUCAAGCAGCUCCAAGACUAUACGGUAGCUCUCGGGUUUUUCUACUGGCUGAAGCGCAAACCAGGGUUCAAGCACGACGGUCACACGUACACAACCAUGGUUGGCAUACUCGGUCGAGCAAGACAAUUCGCUGCUAUCGACAAACUCCUCGAUCAGAUGAUAAAAGACGGGUGCCACCCUAACACAGUCACGUACAACCGAAUAAUCCACAGUUACGGAAGAGCUAACUACUUGCAAGAAGCGGUGAAUGUUUUCAACGAGAUGAGAAAGCUAGGCUGCGAGCCGGACCGUGUUACUUACUGUACGCUCAUCGACAUCCACGCGAAAGCAGGGUACCUAGACGUAGCCAUAGAUAUGUACCAGCGUAUGCAGGAAGCGGGGCUUUCGCCCGAUACGUUCACGUACAGCGUAAUAAUCAACUGCCUCGGCAAAGCGGGACACCUGGCGGCAGCCCACAAGCUCUUCUGCGAGAUGGUCGAUCAGGGCUGCGUCCCGAAUUUAGUCACGUACAAUAUCAUGAUCGCCUUGCACGCAAAGGCGAGGAACUACCAGAGCUCGUUGCAGCUGUACCGCGACAUGCAAAGCGCUGGAUUCCACCCCGAUAAAGUGACGUACAGUAUAGUGAUGGAGGUUCUCGGGCACUGCGGCUACUUGGAAGAAGCGGAGGCGGUUUUCUCGGAGAUGAAGAGGAAGAACUGGGUGCCCGACGAACCGGUUUACGGUCUUCUAGUUGACCUGUGGGGUAAAUCGGGUAACGUGGAGAAGGCGCGCGAGUGGUACCGCGCGAUGCUGAGCGCGGGAUUGUGCCCUAACGUGCCGACGUGCAAUUCGUUACUCAGUGCUUUUCUUAGAGUACACCGCCUUAGAGACGCGUACGAUUUGCUACAGAGCAUGCUGCAGCUAGGUUUAAACCCUUCUCUUCAGACGUAUACGCUGCUUUUAAGCUGCUGUACCGAAGCGCAGACUUCGUUCGAUAUGGGGUUCUGCUGCGAGCUUAUGACGGUGACGGGUCACCCCGCGCAUAAUUUUCUUCUCUCGAUGCCCGCACCGGGCCCCACGGGUCAAAACGUACGCGACCAUGUGGGGAGUUUUCUCGACAUGAUGCACAGCGAGGAUAGGGAGAGUAAACGGGGUUUGGUGGACGCCGUGAUCGACUUCUUCCACAAAACGGGACUGAAGGAGGAGGCAGGGUCCGUUUGGGAGGUGGCGGCGCAGCGGAACGUUUAUCCUGACGCAGUGAGGCGGAAGAGCUCCUCGUAUUGGCUGAUAAACUUGCACGUGAUGUCAGAUGGGACAGCUGUCACCGCCCUAUCGAGGACUCUCGCUUGGUUUAGGAGAGAGAUGAUCGAGACGGGCCUUUGCCCUACGCGCAUUGAUAUUGUGACGGGGUGGGGCAGAAGGAGCCGGGUUACGGGUACGUCGCUCGUGAGGCAGUCGGUUCAAGAAUUGCUGAGUAUGUUCGGGUUUCCGUUUUUUACCGAGAACGGGAAUUCCGGGUGUUUUAUUGGCUGUGGUGAGAGUCUUAAUAGGUGGCUACUUCAGUCUUAUGUAGAGAGGAUGCAUUUGCUGUAGCGUUUUUUUUCGUGUGGGCCCCGGUUUUGUCGUUCGGAGUUUAGUAUAUGUAAUGAAUUUUAUAUAUUUAUUAUUAUUAUUAUUAUUAUGUGUAGGUGAAUUUUUGAUUUUUUUUUUUUUGGCAGGUUUUGAGGUAAUAUUUUGUAGUUUAUUAUAUUUUGAAUUGGAUUUAUUACCUCUUUGAUUUGUUCUAAUGAAUUAGAUGGGUGCCUGAAA